AAAACCGAGUGGCCGUCGAGAAGAGUGAAGAAAAUACCGACGAAAGUGCAAAAAGGAAGCGGAUGACAGCAAUUGCGAUAAAGUGACAAUGAAAAUUUUUUCUCCUCGUACUGGCUAUGAAAGCGCACAACUUCACAUUACAACAACUAAAAUAACAAUAGCCGGUCCAGCAGACACAACGGACACGCCUCGAAGCUGCAAGUGCCAACCACUGCCGCGCGCCGCUGUCUAAAAUGGAUGAUUUAUAAGCUUGCAGCUAAACGCGCGCGAUUGCAAUUCGAAAGUAAAAGAAAUCCAACAGCUGUGGGAAAAUCAGCGCAACGAAUUCAUAUCAAACUUUGAACAGACUAUUUAGGGUAGCAAAAAGCAGCGAAGGAGUGCGCAGCAAAGCAGCGGAAAAAUACGGAUAAAACAACAAUAACACACAGCAGCAAAAACAGCAGUUGCAGUGUUCUCAGAACUAAAAACGUAAGCCGCAAACAAACACAAUCUGUCUGAAAGCACUAACAAUUACAUCUGCAAAAACUUCGAAAAUGAUGGACAGCGCAUUAAAUCACACCCCAGUUGCCGUAAUCCCAAUAAACGUUGCAUAACAAACGCAGGCACUAAACAUCUCACUGCCGCAACAUGAACAUCGAACAGCAGAAAUUCCCACCACCACCAACGAACUUGCUGUCCGACAGCGGUUACACCAACGGCUAUGCCACACCCAGUGGCAGCAGCAUUACCACAACCUCAGCAGACACAUCAGCGUCGUCGCCUGCCUCACAGACGACCACCUACGUGAAUAUACCGAUUAUACCACAUGGUCAGCUGCCCGCAUCCACGUCAUCCACAUCAACCGCCUCACCACCGCUGCCGCCACCACCACCUUCAACCAUAUCAAUGAUGGCGGGCGGUGGCAGCACACCCAACAGUGGCGGCACAAGCACCUUCAAGACACCAUUACUGCCCAUGCCCACGCUCGAGGACAUCGAAGGCGGCCUGCUGGCUGUCACCACAGCUAAUGCGCCCACCCCAAUGCCUGUCGGUAUACUCAAGUAUCCGAAUGCUGCCGCAGCGGCCGCCGCAGCAUCGGUGGCAACAACACCACUUACACUGCCACCAUCUACUUUGAGUAUGUGCGGCAGUGGCAUGGGUCCGGGGCCACCGCCGACGCUAAUGCAAGCGCCUGCUCUAUCGUUACCCGCCUCAACUAUGUCUAGUGGUUAUUUGAGUGGUGUUACCAGUAGUUAUCAAUCAGCGUCACAUGCGCAACAGCAACAACAACAACAACAGCAAUUACCACCUGCCACACUCUCACUAAACAGCGAUAUGCUGCAGCAUCAGACGACACCAAUAACGGUGCUUUCACUGCAACAUUCCACGCAACAAGCGUUACCACCACCACCACCGCCCUCUGUGGGUCUACUCAAUAGCAGCAGCGGUGUUGCGCUUGGCUUAAAUACGAGCAACAAUGCCAAUAUGGGGCGUAGCAGUCAUCAGUCUAACACCACCGUUGGCAUGGGCAGCUCCGGUGCUGCAACAACAAGCAGUAACGUGGAUUCAAAGCGCUCGGCAAAGUGCUGCGGUUGUUUCGGUAGUAGCCACUCUUCAUCAACAACCAAGUCACAGCAUAAAAGGCAUCGCAAACAGAAGGCACAAACAAUUUGGUCCGCUCUGUUAACGAAUCUGGGGAUCUGUGCAUUGCUGCUAGCCUACACUUUAUUGGGUUCAUUCAUAUUUCUAACAAUCGAGAGCGAAGACUCAACGUUCCUGCAUCAUCAUAAUCACCAUCAUCAUCCCAGUCAUCAUGCAGUGCUGCAGCGACAACGCCAACAGCAACAGCAACAACAGCGUACACUCGCUUCUACUAAACGUGGUGGCGGUAAUAUGGAAAAUAUUUAUCACACUUCACCCGAACAAAUGCAUCUGGACAAUGCCACAGCGUUAUCGUCACAAAACGCAUACGCCCCGCACACCGACGCCGGAGCAUCAUUAUCUGGCACGACUGCUUAUACUUCUACGUCAAAUGCCGCUUCCGCUGCCGCCAAUGCCAUGCUCGAGGGCAUUGUACCGUUGAGCGAUGAGCAUGGCGACACGGGCGUUGUAGAUUUCAGCUAUGGUGAUGAACUGCUCGGCGGCGAUGGCGUCACAUCGGCACAGUUGGCGCUGUCGGCGGACACGCAGGAAGUGCGACAACGCACCAUUGAGAAUAUCUGGGAUAUAACGGUGUCAUUGAAUAUACUCUACAAGGAGAAUUGGACGAAGCUAGCCGCUUUGGAAAUUGCCAAAUUUCAAGACCAAUUAAUCAAGAGACUGAACGAGGACGCGCUACUGCAAUUAUCACAUGAAAUGGAUGGCGGCAUCACUGCUGGCGGCGGAAAUGGUGCGGCGAUUGCCGGUAAUAGUCCGGCUACGGAAGCUGUACUCCUACACACACACGGCGGUCAAUACGGUCAUGGUCAUGGACCACACGAAUGGAAUUUCGCCAAAGCGUUUCUCUACUCGCUCACCGUUCUGACGACUAUUGGUUACGGUAACAUAGCACCACGCACUACGCUCGGCCGUUUGGUGACACUCGUCUACGCCAUUUUCGGCAUACCGCUUACGCUCAUUUAUCUCUCCAGUACUGGUGGCAUUUUAGCAAAAGUGGCACGUGAGGUAUUCUCCAAAGCGUUAUGCUGUUGUCUCUGCUCAAAUUGCGGCUAUUGUUGUUACGAUGAAAAGCGUAUGGCUGAAAAGGAGCGUCGCAUGAAGCGUAAACGACAGCAAGAGGAAUUGCGUAAACAACAGGCUGCCUUGCAGGAACCUUACUAUGUACACGACUCAUACGCCACAACGGAGAAACAAUCAAAUCUAACUGGUGGCACACAGAUGUUGCCACCCGACAUCGAUUCGUUGAGUGCGAGUGAAUCACGUGGCUCCAUGCAUGGGCUCAGUAUAUUGGCGCCAAUUUUGUUGUGCCUUUCAAUGAUGAUCAUCUACAUACUAAUCGGUGCAGUCGUACUAUACCGACUGGAAGACUGGCCCAUACUCGAUGGCAUCUACUUCUGUUUCAUGAGUUUAUCAACAAUUGGUUUUGGUGAUAUGCUACCGGGUUUACGACGCGAAUCCACUACGACCACAUGGUUUUGUUCAAUUUAUAUCAUGUCUGGCAUGGCGCUCACAGCGAUGUGCUUCAAUGUUAUACACGAGGAGAUUGUGCAUCGCAUCAAAAUCGUGGUAGAAUUCAAGAAAGCAAGCAAUGCGCUGGAUACGAUGGGUGAGGAGCAAGGCUACUAUAUGCCGCCUUGACAAUUUGAGAAGGGCACAAGCUUGUACAAACGCAAUCCCACCGAAGAGACGCUGGUGACAGGCACGCCAACUUCACUCGCUUACGGCGCACAGCUGGACACAGAUCUAAGUCAGCUGCAUGCAUUGAAAGACUAUGUCAAUCAUGAGCU
This is a messenger RNA of Bactrocera latifrons, 3425 nucleotides long. RefSeq lists its product as uncharacterized. Gene Ontology annotation, cellular component: membrane. Lineage: Eukaryota; Metazoa; Arthropoda; Insecta; Diptera; Tephritidae. The transcript is spliced from 7 exons. Bases 628 to 3276 code for a protein of 882 amino acids. Gene Ontology annotation, molecular function: potassium ion leak channel activity. Gene Ontology annotation, biological process: potassium ion transmembrane transport; stabilization of membrane potential. The record is from RefSeq and is a predicted model, not a curated record.